UUUAACGUGGGUUUGUGUGCAGGCAUUUGUCCUACUUUUUAAAAAAGGAUGUGAGCCCGUAUGUACCUUUAUGCGAGAGAAGCACUGCGUGCACAUUUGUGGAUGGUUUAUCUGGCGUGGAGCAUGAGAAACUCCACAUCCCCUUUUUUGUGCAGAGCUCUGUAUGUACGCGCGGGUCUGUGAGUGUGUGUUUAUGUGCAUGUGUGUUUGUUUCAGGCGCUCACCAGGUUGGGUGCGUUAUACUGGGGGGUUCUUGCUGCAUCCAUCUGCCUGAAACUAAAAAGCCCCGAGCUGUCACUGCACAUUCCAGGGUUUUGAGAGAGACCGCGACGCUGGUGGAAACAACCUCUUGACGUCACUCACGAGAACAAAGGCAGCUCCUCUCGCACUUAAACCACAGCAGAGCCGCAAGCUUCCGUCAGACUCAUGACUGUCUGAGGGGACGAGGACCCACCGUGGCCCAUGCACUGUACCCGUUUCCCUCCCUGUCCUCCUUAUCCCUCAAGCUGACGCAAAACCCCAGACACCUACCCCCUCUUCCCCACCCCCACUCCCACCCCAUCCCCAGCGACUCGCCCCCUCCCGCCAUGGUGUCCGGCACGGAAACCGUGCACUACAUCCACCUUCACAACUCCAGCCAGUCGGUGCUGGAAGCCCUGCGCACGCAGCGGCGCGAGGGCCUCUUCUGCGACGUGACCGUGCGGAUCCACGACGCUUCGCUGCGCGCCCACGCCUGCGUCCUGGCGGCCGGCAGCCCCUUCUUCCAGGACAAGCUGCUGCUGGGUCACUCUGAAAUCUCUGUGCCGCCGCUGGUGCCCGCCGAAACCGUGAAGCAGCUUGUGGACUUCAUGUACAGCGGCUCGCUGGUGGUGCUGCAGUCGCAGGCCCUGUGCAUCCUCACCGCCGCCAGCAUCUUGCAAAUCAAGACGGUCAUCGACGAGUGCACCCAGAUCAUCUCUCAGAGGAAGGCAGCGGCCACGGCGGCGGCGGCGGCCGCAGCAGCGGCGGCCGCAGCAGCAGCAGCAGCAGGAGGAGGUGGAGGAGGAGGAGGAGGAGGCGGAGGGAUGCUCGGAGGAGUUCACCCCAAACAAGAAGAGCGUGGCGGGGGGAAAGGGAGAGAGAGUGGUGGUGGUGGUGGGAGCUGUUCGGUUGGCGCAGGUGGAGGUUACGCAAACUUCCCCAACUUCAUGGCCGAAUGCGCGGCCACUAACAUGGGCGGGGGGUUGGGGGGUGCCAGCGUCAGCGAGAGCGGCCCAGGCCCGAUGGAGCAAUCUAGCGCAGUGAGUCUGAUGGCACUGGGCGACAUGGGCCCCGGCUCCAUGUGCGGCGGCGAAGGACUGAGCUCCGGGGCCGCCGCCGCCAUCCUCAUGAAGCAGAGCCCCAGCUGCACUCAGGACGUCAGGUACAAGCUCCGAGACCUGUUGGCGCAGACGGCCAACGGAGCCAGCACUAGUAGCACAGGGAACCUCUCGGCGGGCUGCAGCUCCGGCGUGGGCAGCGUGGACAGCAUCGGCAGGGACAGCCUCCGCGGCAACACGACGGACCUCUCCGAUGACCUGGUGGGGAUGGACCGAUACAGCGAGGAGGAGGACUUGGACGGGAGAGAGCGGGGAAGAGACGGAGACAGAGACAGGGGGGCGGGCCACAGUCGCAAGCAGAGGCAGCCGCUGAGGCUCCAGGUGCUGGGAGGAGAAGGAGUGGUGGUGAAAGAUGAAGGGGUUCAGGACCCGGAUGGGACCGUCUAUGCCUUGGAGGACGGGAGCCGAGACAGACAGCAGGAGGGCUCCCAGGAAUCCAUGGCAGGCUUCGGACAGGAUUUCUACGACGAGCAGGGGGUGUUUUCGGAGAGCUUCUGGCCCCAGAGUGAGCCUCCGCAGGCCAUGGCUUUCAACCCCAGAGGAAGGGUCAACAAGCCUCUGACUCCGCCUCCAACCACGCAGUCCAUCAACAACCAGCUUCUCUUCCAGUACCCGGUGAGCCAGUCGCAGCCAGCUCCGUUCUAUGUGGGCGGGCCCAUGGGUGGGAUCGACAGCAUGGCGGGGACUGAGCCUCAGCAGGCCCCGCCUCCUGCGCCGAUGACCCCGGCCCCGCCUCCCUCCAACUCCUCCUGCUCUGCAGGCCCCUCCCCUUCCUCCCAGGGAUCUGAGACCUCGUUCGACUGCACGCACUGUGGCAAAUCUUUACGUUCCAGGAAGAACUACAGCAAGCACAUGUUCAUCCACUCUGGUCAGAAACCUCAUCAGUGCUCCAUCUGCUGGCGCUCCUUCUCCCUGCGUGACUACCUCCUCAAACACAUGGUGGUGCACACCGGCGUCAGGGCUUUCCAGUGCUCCAUGUGCGGCAAGCGCUUCACCCAGAAAAGCUCGCUCAACGUGCACAUGCGCACCCACCGUGCCGAGCGCACAUUCCAGUGCAACGUGUGCCACCGGGCCUUCACCCACCGCACCUUGCUGGAGCGCCACGCCCUGCAGCAUGCCCACCACGCGCCCCAGGGCCAAGGCCAAGGCCAGGGGCGUGGAGCCGACAUGACCUCACCUACCAAGCACAGUCCUCCGGCUCUGGGAGGGCCCUCAGGUAUGGCUGGCGCGGCUGGCAUGGUCGGCAGCAUGGCCAACAUGCCCAGCCACGGAGCUUCCUCCACCUAGAGAGAGAGAGAGAGAGAGAGAGAGAGAGUGAGGGAGGGGGAGACACGGCGGGGGAGGUCAGUGAACCCAUUCCUUGAACCGACACUUAUUUGGUCCUAACAGCCUUGUUGAUCUUUUGUUCUGGUGAGAACAGCGCUGACAGGUUCCCAUUGUUUUAGCUUAUCGACACCAUCGAUCAGGGUUCCUACACAGGGCUGGAAAGGCGUUUUUGAAGAUUAAAAAUGAUUGGAAUUGCCCAAGAAUCCUGGAAAAGUUUGUAAAAAAAAAAAUGUGUUGUGACAUUUGUUGCUGUGACGAAUGUAGAGCGACAUCGCCAGUAACCACAUACCUUGUUGAACAGCCAUCCAGAAUCCAGUCAAACCGUUAUUGUUUUGGUAGAAGCGAGUCUUAACCGUUGAAACCGAGAAUGUGUAGGAACCCUGUUUAAACGACACCAGAGAGUCACCAAAGAGGUUAGGAAUGCAGAACGGGUUUGGGAGUAGCUGAGGGCGAGGGGAGUCGUAGGGUUUCUAUGUGGAGGUGAUGGUGGGGUGGGUAUUGGGGUAAUAUGGAGAUGCAAGUUAGGGGAAAUUCGGGGAAGGAAGGGCUAGUGGGGAGGAGCGUUGCAGGUUGUUUUGUGUUUUUUACCCUCAAUUCAUUUAAUUCAAGUUGAAAAUUGGAGUUCAUUCAGUCCUGUUCACAAUCUAAUUUGUGAAGCACUUUGUUUAUCCCGAGAUCUCAGCAAAGUGGCCGAGGAAACGGUAUUAACCGAAAUAAUCCAGUAGCGCGUAUUAUCGAAACUUCUCCGGUCAAACGAUACCUGCAUUUGAUCAUUUUUGUAGCUACAUCUAGAAAAAAAUCCCCGCAAGCAUUCUUUCAACGGGAUAUCAUGACUUUGUGUAAACAUACACGCCACUUUCCACUUAAAGCCAAGUGGCGUGUUGUCUGUAUGCAUUUUGAGCUAUCCGCGUGUAUGUCUAUGCUCUGUACAGCGGACGGCAGUCUGAAACGUCACAGCGUAAACAUACACCGUGUGUUAUCGCCAGGCUACGGUUGGGUUUAGAAACGUCACACGCGGGUUGGGUUUAGGAAAAGAAGAAUGGGGUUGGGUUUAGGAAAAGAAGAAUGGGGUUGGGUUUAGGAAAAGAAGAAUGGGGUUGGGUUUAGGAAAACGACAAAUGUGGAGAGGAAACAUCACACGCAGGAAGCGAUCCCCGCUCUCCUGGGUGAAAGUCCUGUGUUUUACCCAUCCUCCACCCCGACCAACUUCCAACUCAACGUCCAACUACGCGGAUUGCAAGGCAAUGUAAGUCAAUGGAGGCCAAACGGCGUUGAUAAGCACGCUAAAAAAUGACUAUGCGUCUUGAUAACACGCCAAUAAUGGCAUACGAAUUGGCGUGUCAUACAUACGCCACCUCGUGAGAUCAGUCUGAUUCUUUGAUUGAAUGCGAUGCGUGAUUGGCCCACUACAGAGUUGGCAGUUCAGCGUGCCGAGAUGCCACCAAAACGUCCGAUAUUAUGGCUACAUGCGAGAAAGAUUAUUUCAAAUGAAGUACUGUAUCAGUAUCACUUUAACAGUACUGGUAUUGGCACUGGUAUUGGCAUUUUUUAAGUGAUACCCAGCACUACAUAAGAGGCAAUUGCUAGAGUUGAAAGUGUUUCAACUUGAACAAAUUUGCACAUAUCCCAAAGCUGUUUUACUCCACUCCAUGAAAGUAGAUAAAAGAAAGAUCAGGUCAGAAUUUUUAGUAUGGAUUUGUCUCCGCUGUAGUCCAAUGUGUUUUUCCUGUCUGUCUGUGGCUAAAAACACACUUUCAAAUUCUCUUAAAAAGGAAAAUUUGCUUCCCAUUCAGUUUUAAACAAACCUUAAGAGCCUCAUAGUUUUUCAAGUUUUCCCAUUUUUGAAUAUAUAUAAAAAAAAAAAAAAAGCACGUCCUGAAUUAA
Molecule: messenger RNA, 4568 nt
Organism: Perca fluviatilis (European perch)
Lineage: Eukaryota; Metazoa; Chordata; Actinopteri; Perciformes; Percidae
Gene: zbtb45
Product: zinc finger and BTB domain containing 45
Exons: 6
Coding region: 588-2645 (685 amino acids)
Biological process (GO): regulation of cytokine production; regulation of immune system process; negative regulation of transcription by RNA polymerase II
Cellular component (GO): nucleus
Molecular function (GO): RNA polymerase II cis-regulatory region sequence-specific DNA binding; protein binding; DNA-binding transcription factor activity, RNA polymerase II-specific
Source: RefSeq, a predicted model, not a curated record